Capsella rubella is the source of this 1398-nucleotide messenger RNA. RefSeq lists its product as uncharacterized. The coding region runs from base 218 to 1252 and encodes 344 amino acids. The record is from RefSeq and is a predicted model, not a curated record. The transcript is spliced from 5 exons. Gene Ontology annotation, biological process: protein peptidyl-prolyl isomerization. Gene Ontology annotation, molecular function: peptidyl-prolyl cis-trans isomerase activity. Lineage: Eukaryota; Viridiplantae; Streptophyta; Magnoliopsida; Brassicales; Brassicaceae.
CUGCCAUGAAAGUUCAAACGUUCGAGAGAGGAAGCCGCAGCCACGAUUUGACUCACCAACACUCUCUUUUCUUUCUCUCUCUUCAUUAAUACUGAAAAAAAGAUUCCAAAUUUUUUCAAUUUUCACAUGAAAUCUCUCCCUUGUCUCUUCCUUUUGCUUUCGCAUCUUCUACGUCACACGCCUCGUCGUUGUCAACGAAUCCUCGUACUCUCCGGCGAUGCCCCGUCGAUUAAACGACGGCGAGCCUGGCCGUUUUACAGCCACCGCUCUUCUUUUGAUCGGUUUGAUCUCUUGUGUUAUCGUCUACGCUGUCUUCUCCACUGUCCUCCGUCCUUCCCAAGAUCGUACAUUACUCGUCGAUUCCGCGGUUCGAUUCACGGAGGAGUCGCCAGAUCACGCCGCGGCUGUACAUGGUAGAGAAGGGUGUUGCCGUGGAAUUGAUCAUUUGGAGCUCUGGGGUCCGGCGGUGAAGUGGGGAACGGAUUUUAAGUUUAAUUCGUCGCGUGAAUGUUGUAAAGCGUGUAAAGUUAUGUGUAACGGCAACGAUGGACCUUGCUUGUGCGAUUCAUGGGUCUUCUGUGGAAACAAAGAGGCUUGUGGGUCUAAGUUUGGGGAGUGUUGGUUGAAGAAGCAAAAAGAUGUCUUGGUGCCUGAUCGACAAGGAGGUGGGGAGAAUGUAAUAUGGACAUCUGGGCUUAUCUUUGGACAAGGCCAGGGCAUUGUUGGUUUUGAAACGGAACACGGCGUAAUUCAUGUCAAACUUCACCCUGAGUGCGCUCCUCACUCAGUCUACUACAUUCUUAGUUUGUUAACUCUGCGCCAUUGCGCAGGCUGCCAGUUUCAUCGAGCCGAGAACCGGGGAUCAUAUUGGGAUUCAGAAGGCGAGCAUGUACAUAAUGCUCCCUAUGGCCCACCAUACGCCAUGAUUCAAGGAAUACUCCAGGCCGAGGGAAACAUGUUCACGCCGAUCCCAACAGAGCACUGCCCAACUAUAAGCCGUGGCUCAGUGGCAUGGGUUGGCUCGGGUCCAGAAUUUUUCAUCAGUUUAGCAAACCACCACGAAUGGAAACAAUCUUACACUGUAUUCGGCUCUGUUCUGCCAGAAGACAUGGAUGUGGUGGAGACGAUUGCUAGUUUACCAACAAGAGCUGAUGUCUGGAAUGGUGUUGAUGUAUCUGUGCUGGAGAAACCAGUGUCGUUAACCGUACGGAGAAUGAAGACGGGCCAAGAACAAGAAGGAACCGGUUCAUGAAGAAAAAGCUAGCAAAUGAGCUCAAGAUAGUCUUGCUUCUUCCUUUUUGAAAUUUUAUAAUUUUCUUUGUUCAUAUAAAUAGAAACUACAAAAAGAAGCCAGAAAAUGUCUUGGUUCCGUUUAAAUGAAAAUUCAUUGGUUAUAUA